Scylla paramamosain (green mud crab) is the source of this 1847-nucleotide messenger RNA. RefSeq names its product fumarylacetoacetase-like (gene Faa). Gene Ontology annotation, biological process: homogentisate catabolic process; L-phenylalanine catabolic process; L-tyrosine catabolic process. Bases 77 to 1339 code for a protein of 420 amino acids. The record is from RefSeq and is a predicted model, not a curated record. Gene Ontology annotation, molecular function: fumarylacetoacetase activity. NCBI's taxonomy places the organism in Eukaryota, Metazoa, Arthropoda, Malacostraca, Decapoda, Portunidae. The transcript has 8 exons.
UGCUGGCGAGUCAGUAGUGAUCCAGCAGGCAUAGGAGGAAGGUUACAUCCGUCACGGAGCUGUACUUGUGUUCAAAAUGAAGUCUUUUGUGGAAGUUAGUCCUGACAGUCACUUCCCCAUUCAGAACCUUCCUUAUGGUGUGUUCUCCACAACUGAUAAUGAAACUCGUCGUCUUGGUGUGGCUAUUGGCGACCUCAUACUGGAUCUGUCCGUCAUCGCACAUCUGUUCACGGGACCGCUACUCAAGAACCAGCAGCAGGUGUUCAAGGAGCCCACCUUGAACAGUUUCAUGGCUCUGAGUCCUGCUGUCUGGAACGAGGCUCGCACCACCAUCCAGACGCUGCUGGCCCACGACCAGUCCACGCUGCGGGAUGACUGUCAGCUGAGAGCCAAGGCUCUGGUGCCCCAGGCUGGGGCAGUGAUGCACCUUCCAGCUCACAUUGGUGACUACACUGACUUUUACUCCUCGCUGGAUCAUGCCACCAAUGUGGGGACCAUGUUCAGAGGGAAGGAGAAUGCACUCAUGCCAAACUGGAAAUACCUGCCAGUUGGCUACCAUGGCCGAGCCUCCAGUGUGGUGGUGUCUGGCACUCCUAUUCACCGGCCAAAUGGUCAGACCAGACCCAAGGAUGAUGAACCACCUGUGUUUGGACCAUGUCGCCUGAUGGACUUUGAACUGGAGAUGGCAUUCUUUAUAGGGGGUGGUAACACACUGGGAACACCCAUCAAUGUGAAAGAUGCCCAUAAUCACAUCUUUGGUAUGGUGGUUAUGAAUGACUGGAGUGCUCGUGAUAUUCAGAAGUGGGAAUAUGUGCCACUGGGUCCCUUCCUGGCCAAGAACCUUGGCACCACCAUCUCCCCAUGGGUUGUGACCAUGGAUGCACUCAAGCCAUUCCUGGUGGACAACUACCCACAGGACCCCAAGCCAUUCCCCUACCUGGUCCAUGAUGAGAAGUACAAUUUCAACAUCAACCUGGAAGUUGGCAUCAAAAGUGCAGGAAGUAAGCAAGCAGGGACAGUAUGUCGUAGCAACUUCCGUUACAUGUACUGGACCAUGAAGCAGCAGCUUGCUCACCAUACUGUCACCGGAUGCAACAUGCGUCCUGGGGACCUUCUGGCAUCAGGCACCAUAUCGGGACCAACUGAGGACUCCUUUGGCUCAAUGCUGGAGUUGUCUUGGAGAGGCAGCAAGACAGUUGACAUUGGCAAUGGAGAGACACGGAAGUUCCUUCAAGAUGGUGAUGAAGUCGUGAUGACUGGUUACUGUCAGGGAGAGGGAUACAGGGUUGGCUUUGGGCCUUGCACUGGGAAGGUCCUCCCAGCUAACCCUGUCAAUUAAAGGGUCAGGUAAGUAUUGGUGGUGAUUUAACUUCUGAUAACCAAUUCAGUAACAAAAAGGGAACUACAACACCAAUUUCAUGAGCCCCUCUAGGAAUGAGGAAAUGGUUAAGUUCAUACAAAAAGCUGGCAUUACAGGUUCAAAGUACAUAUCAAAAUCAUUUCAAAACUGUGUACUGACAAACAUUUGCCACUCAUGUGUUGGCAUUCUCAACUUCACUUGUCCAACCUUUUUAUGUGGUGGUGCUCUCAAAUCCUUGGACCUGCUGUGCUUGCUUGUAGUCUUUAUAUGAAUACCCAUGAAACAGAAAGAUGCAUUAUUAGCAUAGGUAAGCAUAAAAAGUUUAUUUACUUGGCAAAUUGUCACUAAAAAUCAAGAAUCUCUUACAGAAAUCCAUCCUGUCUUUGUAGAUGUAACUGAUACUACUGACAGGUUACCAAUUGCAUUCCAUAAUUUCUGAAAAUGUUGUACAUUCAAUUAAUGUAUUAAUAAUAAACCUUUGAUAUAU